Messenger RNA from Brugia malayi, 594 nucleotides. Lineage: Eukaryota; Metazoa; Nematoda; Chromadorea; Rhabditida; Onchocercidae. The record is from the annotation of a RefSeq genome assembly.
AAGGAAUUCAAUAUUUGCAAUGAAAGACACCCAGUUGUUGAAGUUAACGAUAAGUUCAUUGCAAAUAGCAUCAAUUUGUCUGGUAUACAUCUAAUUACUGGCCCUAAUAUGGCUGAAAAAAGCACUUUCUUGAGGCAAAACGCUCUCAUUGCAAUUUUAGCUCAUAUGGAUUCAUUUGUGCCAGCAGAUAGUGCACAUAUUGGAGUGAAUGAUAAGAUAUUCAGCAGGGUUGGCGCAACGGAUAAUAUAACGGCUGGUUAUUCCACCUUCAUGGUGGAGAUGAUUGAAACAGCAACCAUAGUCAACCAAGCAACAGACCGUUCCUUGGUAAUACUUGAUGAAAUUGGUAGAGGAACAGGAGUGUAUAAUGGCUUAUCUAUUGCUCAGGCGGUAAUUGAACAUAUUCACAAUGUAAAUAAGUGCCGCGCUAUCUCUGCAACUCAUUAUACUAAAGUAAGCAAAUACUUGAAAAGUGUCAAGUGUUUCUGUGUGAGAAUAAAAGAAUGGAAAGAGGAGGUGAUCUUUCUACAUGAAGUAGUUGAGGGCGUUGCAGAUGAGUCAUAUGGAACACAUGUGGCAAAACUUGCUGGUUUU